AUGGCAUCUCAACUGGUGAUAGGACUCCUGUUUGCGACGACUUUGGUGCUGGGACAACAUAAUGAACAGGUUAAGAGAAGUUUCGACACAAUUUGUGAGCAGUAUGACUACAUCGUGGUCGGGGGUGGAACGAGCGGCCUCCUCGUCGCCAACAGACUCAGUGAAGACCCAAAAAAAACUGUCCUAGUAGUCGAGUACGGAGACUUUGCCAACACAAUCAACAUCACGGUACCCUACUUUGCAACAUACGACCAGUCGGCGCGCCUCUACAACGUGACGUCCGUUCCUCAAGCGCAUCUCGGCAACCGUACAUCCCGUCUUCGUAUCGGUGCCGUAGUAGGCGGGAGCUCCGCUGUCAAUGGCAUGGCCUGGGACCGCGGCUCCGAGGCCGACUACGAUGCGUGGGAAGCGCUCGGGAACCCUGGAUGGGGCUGGGCGACUCUUUCCAAGUACUUCCAAAAGUCGUCCACGUUCGCGCCACCUCUGAAUGAGUAUGUUGAGGAGUACGGGUAUGAGUGGAGUGAGAAUGCGUAUGGUGAUGGACCUAUUCAGGUUGGGUUUCCUUCGUGGCAGUGGCCGGAGUCUGCUCUAAUGGCACAGGCAUGGGCUCAAGACAUCAAAGUGCCGACUUUGAGAGACGGUGCGGACGGCGACAACGUCGGCAUUGCGUGGCUCCCGCAGAACUCUGGCGGCCCGAACGCGACUCGAUCAACUGCUGAGACGGCAUACUUCAAUCCUGUCAGCGCCCGCGAGAAUUUGCAUUUGUUGGUACGUCACUACGGCGCAGCUAUCAAGUUUGAGGGGAACGCAACGACCGGUGUGGUAGUUGGCAGCCGUGAUGGAUCCGACACCAAGUUCGUGGAAUCUCGGAACGUGGUGCUCGCCGCAGGGGCAGUUCAUACCCCUCAAUUAUUGCAGUUGAGCGGCAUUGGUCCAGAGAAGCUCCUGAAGUCUCUUGACAUCGACGUGGUGGUUGACUUACCGGGUGUUGGUGCGAACUUUCAGGACCAUCCCGCCAUCUUUAUGGUCUACGAUUUUACCAACGACACAUCCCUUAACCCGACGCUCAUGACCAACGAAACCUUCUACAACGAAUCCUGGGCAGAAUACCAAGCCAACAGAACGGGCCCCCACACGCACGCCUGGGGAAAUCGAGUGGUCUUCACAUCCCUCCAGGACCUCGACCCAGACAACUACGAAGCCAUCGCCGGCGCCGUCACUUCCCAAGACCCGCUCCAGCACCUCCCCGAAGUCUACGCCGAGAACCCGGUCUUGGUCCAGGGCUUUAUCCGCCAGCGCGAAAUCUUGAGCAAGGAGUUCCGCAACCCCAAAGCAGGCGUCAUGGAAUUCACCUUUGGCGGCGCAGAAUCCGUCCCCGUAGCCCUCCAAAAGCCCCUCUCCCGCGGCACCAUCACAAUCAACAGCACGAACCCGGACCCCGAAUCCUCUGUCACAGGUGCUGGCGGCGCGCUCGUCGACUUCAACACACUCUCCAACCCAAUCGACACGCUCCUCCUCCUCCGCGCCGUCGCCAAAGCCCGCGCCUUCAUGGCGAGUCCCAGCGUUGAGACGCUCGCAGCGGUAGAGAUCCUCCCGGGCCCAGGCGUUGAGAGCGAUGCUGAGAUCGAGGCUGUCAUGCGGGAGUCGUGGCUAUCUUCGAGCUUCGAUCACCCCGUCGGUACGGCGGCGAUGAUGCCGCGGGACUUGGGUGGUGUUGUGGAUAGUGGGCUGAGGGUAUAUGGCGUCGAGGGGCUGUGGGUUGUGGAUGCGAGUGUUAUGCCGUUGUUGCCUGCGGCGCAUACGCAGGCUACUGUGUAUGCUGUUGCGGAGUAUGCUGCCGAUCUUAUUAAGGGUGUUGAGAAGUGA
Molecule: messenger RNA, 1866 nt
Organism: Colletotrichum godetiae
Lineage: Eukaryota; Fungi; Ascomycota; Sordariomycetes; Glomerellales; Glomerellaceae
Product: GMC oxidoreductase
Exons: 4
Coding region: 1-1866 (621 amino acids)
Biological process (GO): secondary metabolite biosynthetic process
Molecular function (GO): flavin adenine dinucleotide binding; oxidoreductase activity, acting on CH-OH group of donors
Source: RefSeq, a predicted model, not a curated record